Colossoma macropomum (tambaqui) is the source of this 2131-nucleotide messenger RNA. RefSeq names its product serum/glucocorticoid regulated kinase 2b (gene sgk2b). Gene Ontology annotation, biological process: protein phosphorylation. Lineage: Eukaryota; Metazoa; Chordata; Actinopteri; Characiformes; Serrasalmidae. The record is from RefSeq and is a predicted model, not a curated record. Bases 122 to 1345 code for a protein of 407 amino acids. Gene Ontology annotation, molecular function: ATP binding; protein serine/threonine kinase activity. The transcript has 12 exons.
AAAAUAGCCGGUCACGGUUGUCCUCAGGAGGCAGCAGCGCCUAACCAGAACUGACUGGUACAGGGCGAGCUUACAGACGAGCUCAAUACUUCACAGCCAGUAGCCCGUGCUGCGAAGAGGAAUGGUGAAAAAGACAAAAAGUCCCGUGACGUACACUAAAAUGAAGGGGAUAGUGUCGUAUUUUGCUGCUUUAAUCAAGGAGAGAAAGUUUGGGUCAGCUGACCUACUACAGAAACUUGGGACCAGCCAUCCAAUCUACCGGCAUAUGGACGCAGAGUGUUUUCUACGGCCAGAGGGCAGCAGUGUGUGUGACGAGGCCGGAGCAGCUGCUCUGUGUUUCAGCAGUACAGCACAGGAGCUACAAAUGUCUCGGGCUUCAGCAGCUGAUUUUGACUACUUGAAGGUGAUUGGCACAGGCAGUUUUGGAAAGGUACUAUUGGCCAGACAUAGGGAGAAUGAUAGGUACUAUGCAGUCAAAGUUUUAAAGAAGCAAAUGAUCUUGAAGAAAAAUGCGGAAGGACAUGUCAUCUGUGAGCGGAGCGUGUUAUUGAAGACUGUCAAUCAUCCGUUCCUGGUGAGACUUCACUUUAGCUUUCAGACCAGAGAUCGGCUCUACCUAGUGUUGGACUAUGCCAGUGGUGGAGAGCUCUUCUACCACCUGCAGAGAGAGCGUGUAUUCACCGAGUCCAGAGCCAGAUUCUAUGCUGCAGAAAUGGCCAGUGCUCUAGGAUACCUACAUUCUCUGCAUAUUGUCUACAGGGACCUCAAGCCAGAGAACAUCUUGCUAGAUUCUGCAGGCCAUGUGGUCCUAACAGACUUUGGCUUGUGUAAGGAGGGCAUAGUCGGCCGUGCGACUACCAGAACUUUCUGCGGAACACCUGAGUACCUGGCUCCAGAGGUUCUCCAGCAGCGCGAGUAUGACCGAACAGUGGACUGGUGGGGGCUGGGAGCUGUGCUGCAUGAAAUGCUUUAUGGUCUGCCACCUUUCUACAGUGCUGACCGUAUGGUGAUGUUGAGCAACAUCAUGUUUCAGCCGCUGGUUCUUAAGGCUGGGGUUUCCAAAGCUGGAAGAGAUCUUCUCAAAAGACUGCUAAACAGAGACAGAGCUAAGAGGCUAGGCGCUAAACACGACGUGGCAGAGCUGCAGCAUCACUCAUUCUUCUCAUCUAUCCGGUGGGAUGAUCUUGUGGCAAAGAAAAUCCAGCCCCCCUUUGUCCCUUCACUGUCUGGCCCUGAUGACCUGACAAACAUUGACCCUGCCUUCACAAAUCUUCCUGUGCCACAAUCUCUGGGUGUCUGUGAAGAUGCUGGGAUGACCUUCCCUGGCUUCAGUUACAUGAGUUAAAAUGUCUCCUCACUGUCCAUGCAGGCCAGCGGACACUGAACUGGAACAUUACAAUACCCAUGAUUACUCAAAACCAAGAGACAUUUCAUCAGAAUGUGAAAAACAAUGUUUACCCAAAAUACAACUGUUAAUUUAAUUUAAUAUUUUCUUUUGGACCACUGUGAUUGCAUACAGUUACUAUUUUCACUCUGUUCUUGGUACUUUAAUCAAAAUUUGAUUCUUUAUAUUUGCAUCUUUUUUUUCAACUGUGAAAUUGUUUUUAUUUAAAUUCUGUUUGUAGGCACAUUAUAUGAUUAUCAUAUUAUAUAUGUAUCUGUAUGUGUAGGUGGAUAGUCUAUAUGUUAAGUUACACAUAAAUGAAGGAGUAUUAUAGUUUUACCGUGAAAUUUAAGAUUUAAGAAGACAAUUUGUUGGAAGCUGUAAGUUAUUCGGCUACUUUGUCUGCAUCACAGACCGAACUUUUAUUUUGUAAUGUUUGUAAGAGUUUGAGUUGACAGGGUUAGAACUGUGAAGACACGCUUAGUGCAAUAUCUGUAAAAUGUUAACUAGCUUCUGCACAAGUGAUGUAGCCUCAAGAUGUAAAAUAAUAUUUCAUUUUCGAGAACUUAGAAUGUCUAAGUAGAUCUACUCAUAGUCUGAUAGUUGAAUACUGUUAGCGAGUCCGCCGAGUGAACAUCACUACUGUAGGUCACAGAAUCAAGGUGUGGUGUCCGUAUUUUGCUCCUCGUAACUUUGUUACAUUGUAAAGAUUUUUUUCCUAAGAAUACAGGCGCACGUUGAGUGGUG